AAAAUAUCAAGCCAUUGACUAGCUAUGGCUUUGUGGCGUCACAAACUGGAGACUCUAACCAACGACCGGUGGCUAGUGUUCGUGUGUGCCAUGUGGAUCCAGUCUGUCGCCGGCGUCGGUUACUUAUUCGGUGGCUCAAUGUCCCCAGCGAUCAAGACUUCCCUCGGUUACAACCAGAAACAGAUCGGUCUUCUCGGCGUUGCUAAGAACCUCGGCGAUGCUAUCGGAUUCGUCUCCGGUGCCUUAUCUGAAGUAUCACCGUCGUGGGCGGUUCUACUCGUCGGUGCUGCUCAGAAUUUUGUGGGCUACGGUGUUGUCUGGCUCGUCGUCACUGGUCAAUUGCCUAAUCUGCCUCUUUGGAUGUUGUUUGUAGCUAUUUUCGUGGGAACAAACGGAGAAACCUACUACAAUACAGCAUCUCUAGUCUCAUGCAUUCAUAACUUCCCAGAGAGCCGUGGUCCUGUUGUUGGAAUCUUGAAAGGGUUCUCUGGCUUGAGCGGAGCUAUCUUGACUCAGGUUUAUUUGAUGUUCAAUCCCUCUCAUGAUUCUUCGGUCAUUCUCAUGGUAGCUCUUGGACCACCACUCGUUGUUCUGGCUCUAUUGUUUGUUGUUAGACCCGUGGAAAGAAGUUGCAGAGCGAACUUGCGGUCUGAUGAUUUACGUUUCUUAGCUAUUUACGGCUUCUGUGUUGUCCUCGCUGUGUAUCUGUUAGGAGUGUUGGUACUUCAGAGUCUUGUUGAUAUAACUCAAAGAGCUAUCACAGCCUCUGGAGCUAUUCUUGUCGUUUUGAUGGUUGCUCCAGUUCUUGUCCCUUUUGCAUCGGUUUUCCUCUCAGGUGAUAACGUCACCUUGGUGAAGCCAGAAGAAGGAACUUCUAGUGUGGAUCCGAAUGAGGUUAAGACUUUGAUUGAGAGGAGUGACAUAUCACCGGAAAAGAGAAGAGCCCCGUGUAUAGGAGAAGAUUUCACAUUGUUACAGGCUUUGGGACAAACCGACUUCUGGCUUAUAUUUAUGUCUCUGGUUCUAGGUGUUGGUUCAGGGAUAACGGUUAUAGACAAUCUUGGUCAGAUUUGUUAUUCCCUCGGCUAUAGCAACACCAAAGUAUUCGUAUCACUAAUCAGCAUCUCCAAUUUUCUUGGCCGUGUUGCUGGUGGCUACUUCUCUGAGCUAAUCAUAAGAAAACUCUCACUUCCAAGAAUAAUGGCAAUGUCUGCGGUUCAGGCGAUAAUGUCAUUAGGGCUCAUCUACUAUGCCAUAGACUGGCCGGGGAAGAUCUAUGUAGUCACCAUUGUAAUAGGAAUGGGUUAUGGCGCUCAUUGGGCAAUCGCUCCUGCUUCAGUCUCUGACAUUUUUGGACUAAAAAGUUUCGGUUCUCUUUACAAUUUCCAGAUUACAGCAUUGCCUAUUGGGUCGUUUGUGUUCUCAGGUGUGAUUGCAAGUAACAUCUAUGACUACUACGCUAGGAAGCAAGCCGGGACCUCCACAGAGACUGAGUCACUCAUCUGCACAGGAUCAGUGUGUUAUUCGGUUACCUGUGGUCUCAUGUCCGUGGUGUGUUUAAUGGCUAUGUUGUUGAGUCUGAGUGUUGUUUAUAGGACUAGGAAGUUUUACUUGAGGCUUCAUCGAGCGUCCAAGACUUGAAGAUAAUGUGGAGCUUUUCAACGCGCCAAAGGUUGUUCUUUUGGUCUUUUGUAAGAAAUAUAUAAGCAAUUCUACAAUUAGUUUUUUUUGUCGACAAUACUUUAAUUUAUCAAGCUCAAUAGGCAGAAUUACAAGGGCUUCGUUUAAAAGAACCCACAAAAAAG
Molecule: messenger RNA, 1805 nt
Organism: Eruca vesicaria subsp. sativa (arugula)
Lineage: Eukaryota; Viridiplantae; Streptophyta; Magnoliopsida; Brassicales; Brassicaceae
Source: the annotation of a GenBank genome assembly